CUGGUUCUCGGACAGAAACAAGCGGAGCUGUGCGGGUCCUACUGAUCGUGCGUUCGGACUCACGCACUGUAGAAGGUGGAAGAAACUUUCCUCCCGCAGAGACGAGCUAAACUCCCCGGGACACGCAGCGGGUCCAGAGAGACGCGGUGAACUGAACCAUGUCGGCCUCAUCGGCGAAAGUCAGCCGGAAGGAGAAUUCAAACCACGACGGAGCGGACGAGACCUCCGAAAAAGAGCAGCAGGAAGCGAUCGAACACAUCGACGAAGUCCAGAAUGAAAUCGACAGACUGAACGAACAGGCUAGUGAAGAAAUUUUAAAAGUAGAGCAGCAGUUCAACAAAUUACGCCAGCCGUACUUCCAGAAGAGAUCAGAACUCAUAGCCAAAAUCCCCAACUUCUGGGUCACAACAUUCGUCAACCACCCACAAGUUUCAGCUCUUCUCGGCGAGGAGGACGAGGAGGCGCUUCACUACCUGUCGAGGGUGGAGGUCACCGAGUUCGAGGACAUCAAGUCGGGAUACAGAAUAGAUUUUUAUUUCGAUGAGAACCCGUACUUCGAGAACAAAGCCCUCUCCAAAGAGUUCAACGUGAACGAGAGCGGAGACCCGGUCUCCAAGUCGACUGAGAUCAAAUGGAAAGCUGGAAAGGACCUGACGAAGCGUGCCGGUCAGACGCCGAACAAAGCUGGAAAGAAGCGGCAGCACGAGGAGCCGGAGAGCUUCUUCACCUGGUUCACCGACCACUCGGACGCCGGCGCUGACGAGCUGGGAGAAGUGAUCAAGGACGACAUCUGGCCCAACCCGCUGCAGUACUACCUGGUCCCCGACAUGGAAGACGAGGACGGUGACGGCGAUGACGACGACGAUGAAGAGGAGGGUCUGGAAGACAUUGACGAGGGGGAGGAGGAGGAAGGUGAAGAUGAGGAUGAAGAUGGUGAUGGAGAAGAUGGAGAGGACGAUGGCGAUGAUGAUUAAACGUUAACCUCUUUCCCUCCGUCUGUGAUCGUCCUUCAACCCGUUGGAGCAAACUCUUUUGUUUUUUUGGGGGGGGGGUUUGUAGAAAAAAAACAACAACCGCAAAAAACAACAUCCUCUUUUUUUCCUUUGCUGUGUGUUGUUAGGCUGUCCGUCCUCUUCCUCUGCAGCCGUGACCUGUCCAUCAUAUAAUCAUGUCUGAAGGUCACACGGGUCGCGGGGGGUUCUGUCAUUGAGCUAGUUCCCACCCGGCGUUUACAUCCAUCCUGACAGAUCCGAUCACACGUGCUCAGGUGUGAACCGACUCGACUGUGACAUCAGAACGAGACGACUCGAACCACACUGGGAAUGUGUUCACUCAUGUUUCCACUCUGACUGAUUUCUACUGAUUUAUCAAACGCACAAACACAUUGACGGACACACUGCCAACUCAGACUUGGUAAAAACGUUAGCUGGUUUGCGCUAACACAAAUCAUGUACAUGUUUAUUUGCAUAUUGAGCAGGAAGUGACCUCAGAUCACAAGCGGUCACAGGGACAUUGAGGUGUGAGCGGACGACCUCAUGUGAACUCGUAUCUCUCAGGAUGACUUUGAACACCAGGUGUGAACGGGGAUCAUUGUUUCUAUUCAUCACCCAAAGACAUGUUAUAGAAUAAAAAAACAUUCUGCACGUCAUACGUAAAUUUAAAAUACGUACAAUAGCAAUUUUUUGUGUAAGAUAGGAAAUGACAGUUUCUGUUAAAGUUGUGAGUUCAAUUGUAAUAAGCCACGGUGCAGUGAUAACCCAGUCAUAGCAUCCUAGCCACUUUUAUAUAAAAAAAUGUAUAUUAUAAUAUAUCCAGUGGUGAGGGCCGAGGCUUAUUAGAAGUUGCAUUUUCCUUUGUGACUUAUUGUUCUAAUGGAACUGAUCGAACGCACCAGCUUGUUUCUUUCCAACUGUUGUAAAUGUUUUUUGGGAUGUUCCUGUGUGUUAGUCAGAGGGUGAUUAUGCACAGUUUAACCCGGGGGGGCAGCAGCAGCGCAGGUUCUGACACUGACUGGACUUCUGUUUAAUACAUUUUCAUGAUCUUGUUUUACAGGCAGCCACAACAAAGUUUGAAAUGUACAUUUUUUAUAAAACAAACUAAUUUGAGGUCUCUGCGUAACAUUUUGAGACGGGAGAGAAAACGAUUUCUGUGGCGUUUCUCCUGUUCCACUGGAAACCUGUUAACGUUCAACUAAGUGUACCAGUUGCUUUGUUACAAUAAAUAAAUGUGUACAUGAUGA
Molecule: messenger RNA, 2239 nt
Organism: Platichthys flesus (European flounder)
Lineage: Eukaryota; Metazoa; Chordata; Actinopteri; Pleuronectiformes; Pleuronectidae
Product: protein SET-like
Exons: 8
Coding region: 159-974 (271 amino acids)
Biological process (GO): nucleosome assembly
Cellular component (GO): chromatin; nucleus
Molecular function (GO): histone binding; chromatin binding
Source: RefSeq, a predicted model, not a curated record